AAGUCUACAUAUACAUAGCAAAGACUAGAGAAGGGAAAGGGAUUGCCUACAAAAUGAAGGCAACAGUUUUGUUAUUUGUAUUCCUCCUGAACAUACACUCAACCUUAGCAUCCGACCCAGAUCCCGCACAAGACUUUUGCAUUCCGGAAACAAAACCGGGGUCGACAAGAUCAUCCCAUCUCACAAGUUUCUCAUGCAAGAAUUCAUCAGAAGCAACUGUCAACGAUUUUAUUUUUUCAGGUGUAAAGCAUGCUGGUAACUUCUCCGCAACAGGAAUCGCAGCGACAUCGGUGAACCCGACAAAUUUUCCGGGACUAAACACGCUGGGAAUGUCAUUUGUUCGAGCAGAUCUUGGUGUUGGAAGCAUUAACCCUCCACAUUUCCACCCGCGAGCAACUGAGGUUGCACUCGUUUUAGAGGGAACGAUUUAUUCGGGAUUUGUAGAUACUUCAAACAGGAUUUUUGCAAAAGUGAUUAACAAAGGAGAAGUUAUGGUCUUUCCUAAAGGCCUAGUUCACUUUCAAAUGAAUGUAGGGGAUUCACCUGCGACGAUUUUUGGGAGUUUUAGUAGUCAAAAUCCAGGACUAAUGAGAAUUUCCACAGCCAUAUUUGGAUCUGGGAUUAAUGAAGAACUCUUGGAGAAGUCUUUUGGAUUGACUAUUAGAGAGAUUGAAAGUUUAAGGAGAAGGUUCAUGCCAAAACCGUAGCACUACUACACCAAAGGAUAGCUAAACGGCCAGAAAAGGAUGCACAUAUCUUUUGAAUGAAUACAUGAAGUUGUCAAAAAAUUUCCUGUUCUAGUUCACCCUAAUUUGUUUAGCGAGUUCGUUAUCCGUCUUAACCCUGUUGAUUAUGCCGGAUUUAAUUAGCGAACGUAGACCGUGCGCUGCCAAGACUUAAGACCCAAUGUGAAAGAGAACAUGUUAAAAGUUUACACAUGAAAUCAUUUUUCCCACUACUUGAAAGAAAAGGAGUGAAGAAAUUAUUAGAGUGAUAAUAAAACUUCAAAUGCACUCAAGAAAA
Messenger RNA from Papaver somniferum (opium poppy), 1023 nucleotides. Its product is annotated as germin-like protein subfamily 3 member 2. The transcript has a single exon. Gene Ontology annotation, cellular component: cell wall. Bases 54 to 707 code for a protein of 217 amino acids. The record is from RefSeq and is a predicted model, not a curated record. NCBI's taxonomy places the organism in Eukaryota, Viridiplantae, Streptophyta, Magnoliopsida, Ranunculales, Papaveraceae. Gene Ontology annotation, molecular function: manganese ion binding.